Messenger RNA from Pygocentrus nattereri (red-bellied piranha), 5819 nucleotides. Its product is annotated as centrosomal protein of 95 kDa. The record is from RefSeq and is a predicted model, not a curated record. Bases 164 to 2761 code for a protein of 865 amino acids. Gene Ontology annotation, cellular component: spindle pole; centrosome. Lineage: Eukaryota; Metazoa; Chordata; Actinopteri; Characiformes; Serrasalmidae. The transcript has 21 exons.
AGCGGCGGUUGGUGAACGUUGCUAGACGCGGCUCCGCGUAUUCUGUGUUAAAAUGCCGCUGUGUUGUGUUUAAUCUGCAAUCAGCCGCGGAUAACUGUUUCAUCUGUCUCUCAGAGGAUACUUCUAAACUCAGUCACCGGUCAGGAAGGGCUGGAUUCCCGGAAUGGGAACGGAGGAGCGAGAUUGGGUAGAUGUGGCCAAUGAUCUCCUUUGUAAGUGUCAUAUUAACCUGAGGCUGCAGAGGCUCACAGACUGCGAUGCAAAUGUUUUCGUGGCGUUGUAUGAAGCCAUCUUAGGAGAGAAAGUACCAGAUUACAUAGCUGUCCCUAAGAGCCAGGAGGAUGACAUCCACAAUGUACAAUCAGUGAUUGAUUCACUGGCCUUGGACUAUCUCCAGAUUAGUUUAUCUCACAUCACAGGGGAGAACAUUGUGAGAGGGGAUAAGGAUUCCAUCCGAAACCUUCUGGAGAUCUUUGAUGGCCUGCUGGAGUAUCUCACCGAGCAGCUCAGUGACGAGGAGGAGCUUCACAAUGGAGAAGUCAAUGGUAUGGCCCACCUUCCUGAAACAUGUGUGCUGGAUAAAGAGGAGAGGAUGUCCCAGACCUCCAGCGUACACUCAGCCGUCCAGUCCAGCAAACAUUCCCUCCAUUCCUGGAGCGGAGCAGAAUCCGAGUCCACGGCCGAGCUGAUUCGAUUGGGCGAUUCUGCCCGUACGUUCACCAUGAAGCAUGAAGUAUGUUCCCACACCCUGCCCUCAGGGGUCACAGCUGAAAAAGCUGCCCCUCAGCCAGGUGACCACGGUUCAGCAGUUCAGGCCACUCUGCUACGGGAGCCACUCCGCUCAGCCAUUGCCCUGCAACCACCCAGCCAGACCACCCCCCAGCGGCCAGAUAGGCCAGCGAAUGCACCCUCUGACCGCCUCAAGCAUCCUACAGACCAGAAUGGUACAAUUAGACAGAAUGGUUUUUCCCCCACAUUACAAUCUGAUGUUCAGAUAAAUGGGACGCUGCACCAUUCACUGUCCAGUGCCUCCCCAGACAGUGCGCAGUUGCCCAGUCUGAGAGAACCACACUCCGAGGCUCCCAAAGGACAAAUGGAGGUUGGCGCUGAAGCCCCACGGAGGGUUCUGUUCCGAACUCAGCCAGACGUCCUGCUGCUGACUCUCUCAGAUGAACAGAGUCGGAGCCACAGAGAGGAUGUGCACAGAAGUGGCCCAAAGGAAGAGGAGGAGAGUGAGGAAGAGCGGCCGCACAGCUCAGGCUCGUCAUCAGGGAGACGGAGGAGCUCCAGAGUCCGGAGGUGGAGAGCAGGGCUGGCUGAGGAGGAUGCAGGUGAGCCGUUGUCAAGGCGCAGUCAGAGAAACAGGCAGACUGAGCAGGAGCUGCAGGAAAUGUCUGAGAAACUUUCCCGCCGCCUGGAAGAGCUCGACCUGAUGCUCAAGAGAGCUCUGGGAGAGACUGGGGAGGAGCCAAAACCCCAGGAGGAAGACAAACGCUCCCAUCACAGCGACAGCAUCAUGGAGUGCAGACGUGCUCCCAGACCUACUGAUCCAGCCAGUAUGGACAGACCUCGCCCCCGCUCCCUUUCCCCCUCCCCUCCUCCUGCACGCCGUUCCCUCCAGAGCCAACUAGAGGGCACUCUACUCGCUGACUCACAGACACACAUGGCCCGAAUCAAACAUGGGGUGCUUCGGGACCACCAGGAUAAGCACAGGAAAAGUCAGAUGGUAGCAGAAGCAUGUAAGGCGGAGCCGAAAAAUUUGGAUGAGCAACAGAGAACAGAGCUAGCCAUAGAGAGGCUUCGAGCACAGGAGGCUGAGCGUGAGUACAGGGAGACCAUCCGUAGAGAAGUUUUAAAGUCAUCUCAGACCUCCAGAUCUAAAUCAUCGCUCUCAAACAGGACGUCCCGCACCAGACCUCCAUCAUCCAGCCGACGGCAGACACAACCCCGCAGAGCAGCACCCUUAAGGGUGAAGGAGAACGACUUGUUACCGGCUCUGCUGGAGGAAUACCCGCCUCUGCCCUUUUCUUCUCAUACACUGUCGUCCAUGUGGAAGCAGCAGCUGCGACAGGUUGACCAGCUUAGUGCUCUGGAUAACCAGCAGAGACACGCACGUUCCGCCAAACUCACCAACCAGAUGGAGGAUGCUCAGAGGAGACAUGACCUGCUCAUGGAGAUCAUCCGCAAAGAGCAGGAGCACAACCGCCGCCUGAAGGAUUUCAAGGACAGAAUCCAGCAGCAGAAGUCUACACAGAAUAAGCUGCGUGAGCAGAGGCAGCAGGUGGCCCGGGCUCGCAAAUACCACAGUGACUACCAUGUUCAGCUCCGUGCUCGGCUGCUCAGGGCCCGCACGCGAGAGGAGAAAAUGUUCCGGCAGGUGUUUGAGGAGGGUCUGGAGCUCCAAAAGGCCCGUCUGAGGGAGCAGCGUGCGUAUGCUAAAGAACAGCGGCUGGAGCACCAACGUAAACACAGAGAUGAGAUUAAAGCCAUGGAGAACUAUUACAGGGACCAGUUUUCAAUGCUAGCUGAAAGACUCGCUCUGGAACGGCAGGAGAUACAGGUCCGAAAGAAAGCCCAGGAGAAGGCUCUGCAGAAGAUGAAGCGGGAGCUGAGGACCAGGAUGGAGCGAGAGAUCAGCGAGCUGCAGAAGAUCAUCGUCCAGAAUGAUGAGGACGACUACUUCCGGGAUCUGGAGGUGGAGCGGCUGCGCAAACGCGUGCAGAUGGCCUCCUUCCAGUACAGCACAGGCUGUCCACACUGACCCCAGACCAGCAGAAACUCAUCAUCUAGGGCUACUGUGGGACCUCCCUCAACCCACCCUCCCACUUAGUGAUGAUUCAUCCAAAAAUCUAAUGUACACAAUCUACCCCAUACCCUUAAUGUAGUCAGGCCACCAAGACAUGUUGGUCUGAAGUUUGCUUCUUUAGUCUUGUGCUGACUCUAUAAACAUUGCUAAACCAGUAAUAGAAGUUUAAGAAGCAGAUUAGUAUAUUGUAAUAUAGAACCAGACAGGGUUCUUUUCUUGUUACAAGCUUGACAUUGUAACAGUAGAAGAACCCUUUAUGGUGCUAUCAAAAAGCUUCAAGAUGGAACUAUCUGCAACACACUCUUUUGCCAGGCGAAGAACCCUUUAAUCAUGUGAAGGGUUCUUUGAGUGUACAUGAUUCUAUAUAGAACCACUUUCUUUACUGAGAACCCUCGAAGAACCAUCUUUUAAAAAAAGCAAAGCAAGAUCGGUCCGAUCGGCUUCAGAACGUUCAUAUUAGUGUGACGCGUCACAUUUGUAGUCGCUAAAGAAGGCAUAAAGCCAGGCUGCAGACCUUCAUGCACAUGAAACAUGAACGCUUAUCUGACUAAUGUUCCAUCAGAGCUGUCAAAAUCCCAGGCUUGUAACAAUAGUACACACUUAAAGAUGGUUCUUUUGUAAAGGUAUUGCUUCUAUUUAGAACCAUGAGUUCUAUACAAACUUGAAUGCUAAACCAUUUUCAAAAAGGUUCCAUAUAGAACCUGUACAACACCUUCCCCAUCAGGCUAAAGAGCAGUUUCAGCAUGCAAAGAACCAUUUGAGCAUGCAUGGUUUAGAACUCAUGGUUCCAAAUAGAACCAUUGUCUUUAAAGAACCUUUGAAGAACCAUCUUUGUGUGUAGGCCACAGUAACAGUAGCAUGUAAGCUAACAGCACAGUAAGCAUUAGUCAUUUUAUGACUUUAACAAGAUGUGAUUUAUAGGCUGUAAACGUGCGUUUGCCACACUAAGCAAAGUUAAAAGAAAGUUGGCAAGUUUUUUUUGUUUGUUUUUUAAUGACUGGAAACUGGUGUGUGUUUAUUUUCUACAGUUUAAGCAGCUUCUCUAGCAUGACUGUGUUACGUGCCUUGCUGAAAUGGGUUACUGGAGGAGUGAGUCUUGAUGGAGACGCUUCUCAGUCUGUAGCUCAGUAGCAACUUCUCAGCCAAUAUUCGUGGGGCUUUUCUUCUAUGCACCCUAAAAAAGUCUUGUUCUCUCUUGUUUGCCUGCCACCACAUUUCCCUCAGAACUGUAUAAUCAGUCUACGAUGGCUGGGGGCUGGGGCCAUGGUCAGACAAUGCCAUGUUGCAAAGUGUCGCAUAGUUAAAAAUGAGAUUUAGUCUGUACGUUAUGGAAAACAGUAUAUCACAGUGUAGAGGUGGACGAUACAGUAAAAAUAUUGGAAAUUUUCACAAUACACUGUCACACUAUUUAUUUUUUCAGACAUCUGAUCAGUUGGAACCGAGAAAAAGAACCAGUGGGGCUACAUUUUAAAAAGAAAUACUAUCAAAAACAGCACAAAUUUGAUGCAGUAUUUGAGUGUUGCACUAAAACAGGUUAAAUUGACUAAUAUCCUGCUCUCUGUAAUUAAUCGUGCUGCUGGUCAGUGUUAAAGUACUGCUGAUAUACACAGUGUUCAGAAAAACAUUGUAUUGUGACUUUAUAUAUAAUCAUUUAUAUCUUGCUGCUGUCUAAACAAAACCUAAUAUCUCCAUUUUUGUCGUUUUUUCAGUUUUUGGCAUCAUUUGAAAAUACCUGUCCUUUACAUUGUGUACAAAUUUCUUGACGAAUGGACCAAAAGAAACAGCACAAAAUUACUUGGACCAAAAGUCUGGUUCCACUGACGUAUAUUAAAAGUAAAGUAUGUUUUGUACUUCUCCUGUAAAGUUUUGAAGUUACAAGGUUUUGUUCUCGCAGCAGCGAUAUAUUAUCAUACUGCCUAGCUUUAACAGUGUCUAACCACAUUAGCAUCUCUGUACAGUCCAACACGGUUUGAUGUAGUUGGCCUGAUACGAACAGGUAUAUUUAUUUUUGAUACUAACGGCAGAUCUAAGCAACUCUCAGUUGGUGGCUACGCUGGCCUUGUCGCUCCAGUGCCAAAUUGAAGAAGCAAACCUCAGACACCAAACAUGCUGUGGCUGAUUGGCUAGAUUUGGUGUACAAGCAAGGACAUGUACUUUUUAAAACUGUUUUUGGCUGAAACAUCACUUUGGGGACACGCUGCAAGGUUUUCCGUGCUUGGAUAACUUGAGAUUAGGCUAUUUCUAUAUAUUGUCCUCUACAUAAGACAUCAGGACUGCUAUCAGGACAUGAGAGGAUACCAGUCAAUCUGCCCAGACAGAGGACGUGAGCGAAAUAUAGAGAAACGAAGUUUGCACAUUGUUUCAAUAAUUGCUCUCAAUUUAUUAUAGUAACACACACCCACAAUAUUACUGUACCUUUAAAUGUGUAUUCAAAAAAGUGUUGUCCAAAGCUGACCACAACCCAGAUGGCUGUAGCUGAAUUUGUUUUCGUGGAGUAUUUAAUUAAACCACAAAGCAGAUCCAUAUGAGGUCAGAUCCAGUUUUAGGAACCAAGAUCUGAUUAGAAAUCAGAUAAGAACUGUUAUAGAGAGACCAAAUCGGUGUAAAUGGUCCCGCCGACACUGUGUCCAUGCAGCUAUUGCUGGGAAACGUUGUGAAUAUGGCCUCUGUUAUCAGCCUAGAGUUCCAAGUAUGAUGAGUAACUCGCCCUAAACACACAAAACCCUUUUUGCUGCUAACGAAGUCUUCCUCCAUUACUAAACUGCUGAUGGAAAUGUGUUGAUCUGUUUUUUUGUACCGUUUUCCUUUUUAGAUGGUUUCUGUAAUAAUAAUAAAACAAAUUGUGCACCUUUCCACCUUGGAGUGGACCACUGAGCAACACAUCGAUGUUAAUAAUGAUCCUCAAAGCCUUUUAUGAUUAUUUUGAACUUCUGAUUGCUGGAUUGGUCUUCCUUCAUGUGUGAACACUGUUCGGUUGAUGUCAUGAUUAAAUUAUUUAUUCAGUCACUCAAAA